AUGCGCUGCUCCGUCGCCAUCUUCUCCGUCCUUGCCCUCGCUCUUGGUGCCGUCGCCUCGCCCGCACCCGAGCCUGAGGUCGCGACCCAGUACGAGCUCGUCAAGCGCUCGUGCGGUGGCGGAACCGUCUCGUGCUGCAACAGCGUACAGUCUUCCACCAGCAACAGCCAGGCAUUCAGCAGCGCUACCAUCUUCUUCCUGCUCAGGCUCGGCUUCACCCAGGACCAGAUCGUCUCUCUCGAGGAGGGCAACAUCAACAACAGCACCGCUCAGGUCUGCUCGGGUUCUGGCAGCGUGUCCUGCAACCAGCAGAACGUGUGCUGCAACGGUGCCCACAUCAGCGGUUUGAACGUCCAGGCUUGCAACGCCAUCAACCUCUGA
Messenger RNA from Peniophora sp. CBMAI 1063, 381 nucleotides. The record is from the annotation of a GenBank genome assembly. NCBI's taxonomy places the organism in Eukaryota, Fungi, Basidiomycota, Agaricomycetes, Russulales, Peniophoraceae.